Molecule: messenger RNA, 3408 nt
Organism: Hemicordylus capensis (graceful crag lizard)
Lineage: Eukaryota; Metazoa; Chordata; Lepidosauria; Squamata; Cordylidae
Gene: LRRC1
Product: leucine rich repeat containing 1
Exons: 14
Coding region: 705-2279 (524 amino acids)
Biological process (GO): neurotransmitter receptor transport, endosome to postsynaptic membrane; neurotransmitter receptor transport postsynaptic membrane to endosome
Cellular component (GO): postsynaptic density; adherens junction; postsynaptic membrane
Molecular function (GO): protein binding
Source: RefSeq, a predicted model, not a curated record
AGAGAGAAAGCGAGCGAGGAGGAGGAGAGAAGGAGGAGGGUUCCGGGUUGGGCACAGGAAUGAAAAAAAGGUGGCCGAGACUGAGCAAGGAGCGAGCUGAGCUCCUGGAGUCCACGGCGAACGAGAUCUCGAGGCAACUGAUUGGACAGCGGGGGCCCAAUAAGAAACAAUAAAAGGAGGAAGGGGUUUUCUCUCCUCCUUCUAUUCUUUUGGGUGCAUAUAGUAGUUGCUCCUUUCUUUCUGGGACUGAAGAAAGGCGGAGGGGCAGGGAAGAGUUUUAAGCGUUCGGCCGGGACUACAGUGCAGAGGCUGGUGCCCGUUGCAGACUGGCCGCCUCUUCUUCUGGGACUCGCUGAGGGAAGAGGGGGAGGAGGCGGUGGCUGGCAAGCCGGCCAGCCGGCCGUGGGGACGCGCUUCGGAGCCUGGCGUCGGCGAGGGUUGCUAAGGGGAGGGAUUGGAGCCCGCGCGCGCGCCCGGCUGCCCGCCCGCCCGCCUGCCUGCCUGUCUGCUGAGGGUUGCUGAGGGCGAAAGUGCUGCGGGUUAGGCAAGCAGGAGCGUAACUGGAACUCGACCAGAAAAGGAGGAAAAGGGGGAGGGGGCGGCUGAAAGACUGAGGCGGGGCGCGCCGCGCCGCCCUUGCCCCGAGUGGCCGCCAGAGCCCUGUGCGGCUUCGGCGGGUGGCUGUUGUUGCUGCCGCCGCUGCUAUGUUCCAUUGCAUCCCGCUGUGGCGGUGCAACCGUCAUGUGGAGCUUAUCGAUAGGCGCCACUGUUCGCUGGCCGCCGUGCCCGAGGAAAUCUACCGCUACAGCCGGAGCCUGGAAGAGCUCCUGCUGGACGCCAACCAGCUCCGUGAGCUGCCCAAGCCUUUUUUUCAGCUUGUAAAGUUACGAAAACUUGGGCUCAGUGAUAAUGAAAUUCAGCGACUUCCUCCAGAGAUAGCGAACUUCAUGCAGCUGGUAGAACUUGAUUUGUCUCGAAAUGAUAUCCCUGAAAUCCCUGAAAGCAUCUCCUUCUGCAAAUCAUUACAGGUGGCAGACUUCAGUGGGAAUCCCCUCACCAGGUUGCCGGAAAGCUUUCCUGAAUUGCAGAAUCUAACGUGUCUUUCUGCAAAUGAUAUCUCAUUACAAGCAUUACCUGAAAAUAUUGGAAACCUUUAUAACCUGGCAUCACUGGAAUUGAGAGAGAAUCUCUUGACAUAUUUACCUGAGUCAGUUGCCCAGUUACAGAGACUAGAAGAACUGGACCUAGGGAACAAUGAACUGUAUAACUUGCCAGAAACUAUAGGUGCACUUUAUAAUCUUAAAGACCUCUGGCUGGAUGGAAACCAGCUGGCUGAAUUACCUCAGGAAAUAGGAAGCCUGAAAAACCUGUUAUGUCUGGAUAUCUCUGAAAACAAACUGGAAAAACUACCUGAAGAGAUAAGUGGUCUGACAUCUUUGACUGACCUACUCAUAUCUCAGAAUCUUCUUGAGGUGCUUCCAGAUGGUGUGGGAAAAUUAAAAAGACUAUCCAUCUUGAAGGUUGACCAGAAUCGGCUUGUUCAAUUAUCAGAAGCAAUAGGUGACUGUGAAAGCCUUACUGAAUUAGUUCUUACAGAAAACCAGCUGCUGACUCUUCCGAAGAGCAUUGGACAGCUGAAGAAGUUGAAUGUAUUGAAUAUUGACAGAAACAAACUAGUGUCUUUACCCAAAGAGAUUGGUGGGUGUUGCAGUCUAAAUGUUUUUUCGUUACGGGACAACCGAUUAUCUAGGCUGCCUCCUGAAAUAUCACAAGCCACGGAACUUCAUGUCCUAGAUGUAGCUGGAAACAGGUUGCUACAUCUCCCCAUGUCACUGACGAGCUUGAAGCUGAAAGCAUUGUGGUUGUCCGAUAACCAGUCCCAGCCUUUGCUUACGUUCCAGACAGAUACAGAUCCUGAAAUAGGAGAAAAGAUUUUAACGUGUGUUUUACUUCCUCAAAUGCCUUCUGAGCCUGGUUGUCAAGAUAACCUGCCACGAUGUGGUGCAGUAGAAAGCUUGGUAAAUGAAAUGUCAGAUGAAACGUGGAAUGAACAGGCAGUAAACAGAGUCAGUGCUAUCCGCUUUCUAGAAGAUGAAAAAGAUGAAGAGGACAAUGAAAUGAGGACACUUCUAAGGCGAGCCACGCCACACCCUGGGGAAUUAAAGAACCUGAAAAAGACAGUGGAGAAUUUACGGAAUGAUAUGAAUGCUGCUAAAGGACUGGAUUCAAACAAAAAUGAGGUCAAUAAUGCCAAUGACAGAGUGACCACUUCUGUGUAGAGGCUCACAUCCUCCAGGUGUUUACUCCUGUGUCUUCCCCUCGCUGUUGAAUCGUUGCUGUUGCAUCCUGGGAAAUCAUUCAAUCAACCCUCAUGUGUUUAACCAGAAAUCCAACUCAUCUCGUCCUUUGUCUCUCUUUUCUUUCUUUUUCUUUUUCUUUUUGGAAGGUGCUUCCCACUGGAAGAAAAGUGCCUUAUCAGUCCAAGCAUUUUGAACACAGAGGGUGCAGUGCACUGAGAAAUGCCUCCCACAGUCUUGUUCUCUGCUUGCAAAGUUGUUCGUUUGCAUGGAAAUUAUACCCAUAAUUUCCAACAUUGUAAUAUUGAUAGAUUAUGGUUUUCUUUUAUCUGAACAAUGGGAUUAUUUGUUGUAUACAAUCAUGACUCGCUUUCACAAAGGAGGGUUGUCUACCCUCCCCACCACCGACCCCAAAGUGUAGGGUAUUUAUACUGCCCUGUUCUGAUCGGGGUGUGUGUGCAAGUAGUUUUGUGGAGAACAGAUACUUUUUUACCUCUCUGGCAGCUCAGAUGGUGUAAAUUUUAUAAUUUUUGUAUAGGAGUUUCAUAACACAAUGAUGUAUUUCAUUUAAAAAAAAUUUUAAUGGUACAUUUUACUAUUUGUGGUAGAAGAAUACCAUGGAGAUUCAUGUUUGUCAUAUCUACUUGUGCCUUAAUGCAGCCUUAGUCAGAUCAAUUUUAAGCAGAAAUCUAGGAACGGUAAAAUUAGUUUAAACAGGGGUGCCUCUUCUGAAGUGCUUCUUUGCAAACAAUUGACUUCUGAUUUUCCCCAUUUUGAGAAAAACCAUGGGUUUUGACAAGUGUUAUUACAGUAAUGAAAUUAGAUGCUCAGAUUGCCACUGCCUUAUGAUAUGAUGCACUCACACACUUUUUAAAAAAAACAAACAAAAAAAACCUGUUCAUGAAGAAAUGGCUUUGGCUGCAGAAACACUGCAGUCAUGAGAACUUUGGGACUGUACUGUUUGAAAGAAUAAAAGAACCUGAAUGAAAUGCACAACAGUCAGAGCACAAGUUGGGGAAACAAAUGUUAUGUAUUUUACAGGCAUGAUAUUCUCAAACAUACCUGAAAGGUUUUAUAUUUAUAUAAAACCUAAUAAACAGUAAAAACAAAA